CCCCGCCCCCGCCCCGUCCAGCCGCGCGGCACUCCAACCCUAGCUGCUCCGGCGCAAGCACCCACGCGCGGUGCCUCCAGCUCCCCUGCCCCGCGAGCCGCGGCUCUCCCUACCGGACCACCGGCGCCCUCCCGCAGUCCCUCUCAGGGCUGCCUCAGUCUCGCACCGCCAGUCACCGCAGCCUCAGUUCUUCGCCGACCCUUGAGGUGUCUAAUGCGCAGGAACUUUCUGCCGUGGCAUGCUCGAUUUGGUUAAUUUGAUCAUUCCAACAGACAUACAUACACUAAUGUUUUUUGUGCACACAUAUACGCUGUGGUGAACAUCUGUCAUGGAAGGGUCUGAAUCUAUUAGGAAUCACAACAAAAGAGAUGUUGAGGAUAAUGUUAAUGCCAGGUCCGGUUUGAAAGAGGAAGAAGAGCAAGAUAAUGUUGACGGCAGAAAGAACCGGUCUGGCAAGUCGAGAAAGCACAGCUCUGGGGAUGAAGUUGAGGAGCCGGAUGACGGCAGGAGGAGAUCCUCUGCAGAUAGGAAUGAGUCAAGAAGGAAGUCGAUAUCAGGCUCAGGCCAGGCCUACAGCGACAAUGACGAUGACUAUGAUGUAAGAAGGGGGUCACAGGUGUCCAAGAUUCUAAGAAGAAGCUCUGAAGAGAGAAGUGAGAGGAGAUUGUCUGAUGGUUACAUGGAUAGAGAUGGAGAUGGCAGCAGGACGAGAAGAGAAGACGAGGACGAUCAGGGCGCUUCAAGAAGAUCUAGCUCCAAAUCUUCUAGCCAUGAUGUUUCUCAUAGUAAAAGCAGAAGCAAGACAGAGGGGCCAUAUGAUGGUCAGCUGGACAAGGGUGAGGGAAGAGAGGGCAGUAAGGAGAAGCAAGGGCACUGGGAACAAGAGGAAUUUCCUUACCAGAGGAGUGUGGUUGAGACUCAUACAGACCGAAGAGCUGACAUUGUGGAGGCAAAAGAUAGGUUGACCUGUUUGGAUGCGGAUGGGCAUGCACUGUUGAAGGAUGGAAGCAACAAAGAGGAUAGAGAUGAUAAGAAGUAUCCUGUAGAGAGGUAUGGGUGUGAUAGGAGUAAUUCAGACUCAGAUAAUGAAAGAAGCAUAGGCAUGAAGGAGAAAACAAGAGAGGAUGCUUAUGGAGAGUCUAAUUCAUAUAGGGGAAGGGACAGAAACAGAGAGUUGGAAGGAUCUAAAGAAUACUGGAGGAAUCGUCAAAGGCAAGAUUCAAAGGAGACAAAUGACUAUGAUGCUGUUACAGAUUGGAGACAUGGCCAGGAAAGAUUAGAUACUGGAAAUUUCCAUGGCCGGUCUGGGUACAGGAAAGAUUAUAGGGGAAGAUAUGAAAGCAGCAAAGGCCCUUCGUUGUACGGCAGUCGAUAUGACAAUUCUGAUUCAAUAGAGAUUCGGCCUAACAGGAAUCUUGAUUUUGGAAAGGAGAAUUCUGUUUCUGGGAGAACUGACAUGGGAUCUUAUCAAGAUUUAAUGCACGGAACAAACCAACAAUCUGAUCAGAACAAACAAAAUCAUGGAAAUGGUGAGGAUUUACAGGAAAGACACUACGAAGAUGCUCAAACUAUGAAUCAUGAUACUGUCAAAGAUCAAUCUGAUUCUGAGACUGUGAGAAGUGGAUUGAAAGGAGCAAUGACACCCAAUACUUCAGGAGCAGGUCAAAGUGGCAGUUGCAGUAUGAUCUCUCCAAUUCCUCAGCAAGGGACAAAAGGUGGUAGUGGUAGAUCUUCUAGAGGGCCAAGAGGAAGGCCGAACGAAAGGGACCCUCAGAGAGUUGGAGUUUCAGUGCCUAUGAUGCCGCCUUCACCAUUCGGACCUCUUGGCCUGCCACCAGGUCUAAUGCAACCAAUGGGGCCAAACAUGUCCCAUUCUCCUGGUCCUCUUGGACCUGGUGUUUUCAUACCACCAUUUCCAGGGCCUCUUCUUUGGCCUGGAGCAAGGGGUGUCGAUAUGAGUAUGCUUGCUCUUCCACCCAACCUUCCCAUGCCUCCACUAGUAGCUGGGCCUAGGUUCAGUACCGGCAUGGGAGCUGGCCCAAGCCACAACAUUCACUUAAAUCAAACAGGCACUGGAAGAGGAACUUCAAUGAAUGCAUCAGGAUCUGGUUUCAGCCCAAUGGCUACACCCAGUCGUGAAAUGAUGCAUGAUAAACCAUCCACAGGCUGGAUGCCACACCGGAGCAGUGGGCCUGCUGGAAAAGCUCCCUCAAGGGGAGAACAAAAUGAUUACUCACAGAACUUUGUCGACACUGGCAUGCGACCUCAGAACUUCAUUAGGGAACUGGAGCUUACAAAUGUAGUGGAAGACUAUCCAAAACUUAGAGAACUGAUACAGAGGAAAGAUGAGAUUGUUUCUAACUCUGCUUCAGCACCGAUGUAUUACAAGUGUGAUCUAAAGGAGCAUGUGCUCUCCCCAGAAUUUUUUGGCACGAAGUUUGAUGUCAUUCUUGUAGAUCCUCCAUGGGAGGAGUAUGUUCAUCGUGCUCCAGGUAUCACGGAUGAUAUAGAGUACUGGACACCUGAGGAGAUUAUGAAUUUGAAAAUUGAGGCCAUAGCUGAUACACCCUCAUUUAUCUUCCUUUGGGUUGGUGAUGGUGUUGGUCUUGAACAAGGCCGUCAAUGUUUGAAGAAGUGGGGAUUCCGUAGGUGUGAGGAUAUAUGUUGGGUAAAAACCAACAAGAAAAAUGCAACACCAGGUCUGCGCCAUGACUCGAAUACAUUGUUUCAGCAUUCAAAGGAGCAUUGUUUGAUGGGCAUAAAAGGAACUGUACGUCGCAGCACUGAUGGGCAUAUCAUCCAUGCAAAUAUUGACACUGAUAUAAUAAUAGCUGAGGAACCUACUGAUGGUUGCACAAAAAAGCCUGAAGACAUGUAUAGGAUCAUCGAGCAUUUUGCUCUUGGAAGGAGGCGCCUUGAACUCUUUGGCGAGGACCAUAAUAUUCGUCCUGGCUGGCUUACUCUUGGGAAAGCUUUAUCCUCAUCAAACUUCAAUAAGGAGACAUACAUGAAGAACUUCACCGACAGGGAUGGGAAAGUAUGGCAGGGUAUUGCCGGGCGAAAUCCACCACCUGAUGCUCCUCACCUUGUCGUGACAACUCCAGAGAUUGAGAGCCUCCGACCGAAGUCCCCCCCACAUAAGAACCAGCAGCAUCAGACGAUGUCCGUAACCCUGAUGGGACCUAACAGUUCCACAAAUAGGCGAUCUACUACAAGCACCCCACAGAAUGCAGUGGCUGUUGUUGGUUCUGAAACUGUGAUGCCACCGGGUUGGUCUUCCACUCCAAUGGCAGGUUUUGGAAUGCCGGAGGGGGGGAGCUGGUCAUGAGAGCAAUCCAUUUGAUAAUUUUGGCUUUAGUGCCCCCUUAUGGAUGACCAAGCGGAGAUCACAUGGAUUUUGACACACGUAGGUUGUUAUAACAUAAAUUAUAGCCACAGUUUUGUUGUAAGGAAACCAUUCUUUUCCUGCCUAUACAUUCGUUGUUGAUUGGUGUAGUAUCCAUUAAUUUUGAUAGUUUUUAACUUUUUAUCCAGUUUUGACAUGUAUCAUCAAUUGCUGGCACCGUCUGUAGAGUUCCUCCGGUUGGCAAAGAUAAAAUGUUAUAAUUUGGUCAUUGGACAAGUGAUCUCGUUUGUGUUGUA
Messenger RNA from Brachypodium distachyon (stiff brome), 3642 nucleotides. RefSeq names its product methyltransferase-like protein 1. The coding region runs from base 329 to 3328 and encodes 999 amino acids. NCBI's taxonomy places the organism in Eukaryota, Viridiplantae, Streptophyta, Magnoliopsida, Poales, Poaceae. Gene Ontology annotation, cellular component: nucleus; RNA N6-methyladenosine methyltransferase complex. The transcript is spliced from 7 exons. Gene Ontology annotation, molecular function: mRNA binding; methyltransferase activity. The record is from RefSeq and is a predicted model, not a curated record.